This is a messenger RNA of Siniperca chuatsi (mandarin fish), 1845 nucleotides long. RefSeq names its product bystin-like (gene bysl). The record is from RefSeq and is a predicted model, not a curated record. Bases 143 to 1468 code for a protein of 441 amino acids. NCBI's taxonomy places the organism in Eukaryota, Metazoa, Chordata, Actinopteri, Centrarchiformes, Sinipercidae. Gene Ontology annotation, biological process: rRNA processing. Gene Ontology annotation, molecular function: snoRNA binding. Gene Ontology annotation, cellular component: preribosome, small subunit precursor; cytoplasm; nucleolus. The transcript has 7 exons.
UUACGUCACUUCCCCCUGUGAUGGACGUCGGCACGUGUUGAGCAAGCGACUGUUUACAGUACUUGUUAAUUCUAUACUUUAGGUGGCACAUGCCAACAGAAAACACCAAGAUUGUAGCUACAUCUUCUGUCAAACUGCAGUGAUGCCGAAAGUGAAAAAAUCCAAAGGUGGAGGAGGAGAGAAGAGCGGAGGAGCGGUGGCGCUGGCUGACCAGAUCCUGCAGGCGGACACGGUCCGAGCCCGAGGCCGGGUGAAGAUCAGAGACAGCCGGACAGAAAACGAAGACAAGUACGUAGACGAGCGUCUGUCGCGGAAGAUCUUACAGCAAGCCCGAAUUCAGCAAGAGGAGCUUCAGACCGAAUAUGGACUGCCACCAGAGAAGAAGAAAACACCAGUCACUGUUCUCGGCAGUGUUGGAGGGUCUGACGCUCAGGAUGCAGACUCGGAUGAGGAGUGGCCAGCGCUGGGAGCAGCAGGGGCUGGUGACGGCGAUGUCGAGUGUGACACUGAAGUCGUCGUCGACCCUGACGACGAGAAGGCCAUUGAGAUGUUCAUGAAUAAAAACCCUCCAAUGAGACGGACCUUAGCUGAUAUUAUAAUGGAGAAGAUUACAGAGAAGCAGACUGAGGUAGGCACAGUCAUGUCAGAGGUGUCAGGGUGUCCAAUGCCCCAGCUGGACCCGAGGAUAAUAGAAGUGUACAGAGGUGUCAAUAAGGUUCUGUCAAAAUAUCGCAGCGGUAAAUUGCCAAAGGCUUUUAAAAUAAUCCCAGCACUUUCCAACUGGGAGCAGGUUCUGUAUUUGACUGAGCCUGAGACCUGGACUGCAGCUGCCAUGUACCAAGCAACAAGAAUUUUUUCAUCCAAUCUGAAAGAGCGAAUGGCCCAGAGGUUUUACAACUUGGUGCUGCUGCCCCGAGUACGGGAUGAUAUCGCAGAGUACAAGCGACUCAACUUUCACCUCUACAGUGCUCUGAAGAAGGCCUUGUUCAAACCAGGAGCAUGGUUUAAAGGUAUACUGAUUCCACUGUGUGAAUCUGGGACGUGUACUCUCAGGGAAGCCAUCAUCAUCGGAAGCAUACUCACUAAGUGCUCAAUCCCCGUGCUCCAUUCCAGCGCUGCAAUGCUUAAGUUGGCAGAGAUGGAGUACAACGGCGCCAACAGCAUUUUCCUGCGUCUCUUGCUUGACAAGAAAUACGCCCUGCCUUUCCGUGUCCUAGAUGCCUUGGUGGCUCACUUCCUGUCCUUCCGCAGUGAAAAACGCGUGCUUCCUGUUCUGUGGCAUCAGAGUUUACUCACUCUGGCUCAGCGCUACAAGGCUGACCUGGCCUCCGAACAGAAGACGUCACUGCUGGAGCUGCUCAAGACACAAACGCACCCUCAGAUCUCUGCAGAGAUUCGCAGAGAACUGCAGAACUCAGAGUCGAGGGAUGUUGAAAUAGGACUCCCUGUUACAGUUGAAAUGGACUGAGGAUUCAGUCUGGUCUGAUGCGUACUCCUUCUCCUCUGAUACAAAUGAUUCAUGGUUUGUUCAACAUGAAAAAAGUUUUGUUAAAUCUAACUUCAUUAUUCUUCCUGCCCUAUGAAAGGACAGUUUCAAAGAUCGCAGUGUCUCAGGAGCCAUCAUUCUGUUCCCUGCUUGUAUGAAUUUGCACAUUUAAAAAUGCACAUCAGUAGUGAUGUAGAUGUUGUAAUUUCAUAUCAUGAAUCUCUGAGCUGUUUUCCUGCAGUUGCAGUGCAGUGAUUGCUCAGGAACACAAAGACUGGUGUUUGUGUACAUUUGACUAAGAGCAACUUUGUUUUGAAGCAACAAUUUGGAUUAAAAAUAAACUGAAUCCUUAAAAGUUG